AUGGCAUUCAACAGUGCACCUUUCAUCACUUGCAAGAAAGAUUUAGGUCAUUUUGCUUUUCCUUCAUCAUCAUCACCAUGGUCGUCGUCGUCCUUUAAAAUUGAUUGGAGAGUAGAGAAAUGCAAGAAAACAACAUCGAAGAAGAUUGUUUCAGUUGCUUCAACGGAGAAGAAACGCAGUCCUUGUGCAAGUGGCUCAAUCGAAAAUGCAAUGACAGCGACAGAGAAGAUACUGGCGAGAGCUGCUGAGAAAAGGGAGGUGAGGGCAGGGGAGAACGCGUGGGUUAAUGCGGAUGUUUUGAUGAUCAAUGAUAUCACUUGUCCAGGUGUGUCUGGGAUCUUCAAGAAAGAGUUUGGUAACACUGCCAAGGUUUGGGACCGUGAAAAGAUUGUUGUUAUCCCUGAUCAUUACAUAUUCACAAAAGAUGAACGCGCACACCGAAAUGUGGAUAUUGCAAGAGACUUCUGCAUGGAGCAGGACAUUAGGUACUUUUAUGAUAUUCAAGAUCGCAGUAAUUUUAGGGCGAAUCCUGAUUAUAAAGGUGUUUGUCACGUUGCUCUAGCACAGGAGGGUCAUUGCAGACCUGGAGAGGUCUUGUUUGGUACCGAUUCUCACACCACAUCAGCUGGAGCAUUUGGCCAGUUUGCCACAGGAGUGGGUAACACUGAUGCAGCUUUUAUACUUGGGACAGGGCAGAUCUUACUCAAGGUGCCUCCAACAUUAAGAUUUGUGCUGGAUGGUGAAAUGCCCAGCUGUUUGCUUGCAAAGGAUUUAAUUUUGAAUAUCAUUGGUGAAAUAUCUAUGUCUGGUGCAACAUAUAAAACGAUGGAGUUUGUUGGGACCACUAUUGAAAGUCUAACUAUGGAAGAAAGGAUGACACUGUGCAACAUGGUUGUAGAAGCUGGAGGGAAAAAUGGUAUUGUUGCUGCUGAUAGGACCACAUACAAAUACCUUGAGGACAAGACUUCCACACCCUAUGAGCCAGUUUUUAGUGAUGAGAAAGCAAGAUUUCUAGCCCAGUAUAGAUUUGAUGUAUCAAAGAUGGAGCCAUUGGUGGCAAAGCCACAUUCCCCUGAUAAUCGUGCUUUGGCAAGAGAAUGCGACAACGUGAAAAUUGACAGAGUAUACAUUGGAUCAUGCACUGGUGGGAAGACUGAAGAUUUUAUGGCUGCUGCAAAACUUUUCUUAGCUGGUGGGAAAACUGUCAAAGUUCCUACUUUUCUUGUUCCUGCUACCCAAAAGGUUUGGAUGGACUUAUACACACUUGAGGUACCUGACUCAGGUGGCAAGACUUGUUCACAGAUAUUUGAAGAAGCUGGGUGUGAUCCACCUGCAAGUCCUAGUUGUGCUGCAUGUAUGGGUGGCCCAAAAGAUACAUAUGGACGCUUGAAUGAACCCAAGGUCUGUGUGUCAACAACAAAUCGAAAUUUCCCUGGUCGGAUGGGGCACAUGGAAGGCCAGAUAUAUCUUGCGUCUCCAUAUACUGCAGCUGCAUCUGCACUAACUGGUUUCGUAACUGAUCCCAGGAGGUUUUUGUAG
Molecule: messenger RNA, 1539 nt
Organism: Abrus precatorius (Indian licorice)
Lineage: Eukaryota; Viridiplantae; Streptophyta; Magnoliopsida; Fabales; Fabaceae
Product: 3-isopropylmalate dehydratase large subunit, chloroplastic-like
Exons: 15
Coding region: 1-1539 (512 amino acids)
Biological process (GO): amino acid biosynthetic process
Molecular function (GO): 4 iron, 4 sulfur cluster binding; 3-isopropylmalate dehydratase activity
Source: RefSeq, a predicted model, not a curated record